Molecule: messenger RNA, 3011 nt
Organism: Pan troglodytes (chimpanzee)
Lineage: Eukaryota; Metazoa; Chordata; Mammalia; Primates; Hominidae
Gene: SQSTM1
Product: sequestosome 1
Exons: 9
Coding region: 1283-2353 (356 amino acids)
Biological process (GO): aggrephagy; mitophagy; endosome organization
Cellular component (GO): aggresome; amphisome
Molecular function (GO): zinc ion binding; protein kinase C binding; K63-linked polyubiquitin modification-dependent protein binding
Source: RefSeq, a predicted model, not a curated record
GGCGCGGGGGACUGGGCGGUUGAAGCCGGGAGCGACCGCUGCCCUCGCUGCCGCCCAGGGCGCUUCCCCGCUCAGGAGCUUCCUCUGGGCCUCUGGACGGAGGCGCGCAGGGGCCCGGGAGGCGGGAACAAUGGGCCUUUCUAGGCGGUAUCAGGGCCGAUGCUCGUGGAUGCAGAGCAGUGACCAGCCCAGAACCGUACCGGCUUCCCGGGGCAGGGGCGACCCGAGCGCGCCGCUAACGGGAGCAACGGGCCCUGCCCCCGGUGGUGUAGGGGCCACCUCGCCCCGCCCAGCCCAGCCCGAUAUUGAUGGGGGCCCACGCCUUCAUUGUUUUUUUGUUGUUGUUUUGUUGUUUUUUUUUUUUUUUUUGAGACGGAGUCUCGCUGUGUUGCCCAGGCUGCAGUGCAGUGGCGCAAUCUCGGCUCACUGCAACCUCCGCCUCCCGGGUUCAAGCGAUUCUCCUGCCCCAGCCUCCCGAGUAGCUGGGACUACAGGCGGCCGCCACCACACCUGGCUAAUUUUUGUAUUUUUAGUAGACACGAGGUUUCACCGUAUUGGCCAGGCUGGUCUCGAACUCCUGACCUUGUGAUCCGCCCGCCUCGGCCUCACAAAGUGCUGGGAUUACAGGCGUGAGCCACCACGCACGGCCCAUUCGCGUUCUAAUUUCAGGCGUUCCUCAAUCCUCUGUGGAACCAGGAAGGGCGCAAAUUAUAAAGGGACUGGCCCAGCGCCGCCUCUGGGCAGGCUUUGGGCAGCGCCUGGCCCGCUGCCGGCUUGGACCUCCCAGUCCUAGGGGCCCGGUUCCCGGUGGAGGCUGCAGGGACCUCUGCCCCGCCCGCCCGGGGGAGGCCCGAGGGGCUGGACUCAGACUGAGAUUGAAUGCGGCUUUGUCUUCCUAGUUCAGCCCCGGCCCACACCUGGGGCUGAGUGGAAUCGGGAGCUUCGAGGGGUCUGGACAGAGAGACUGAUGCCAAGAAGGGGGUGGCCGAGCCAGAGGUUGAAGUGGGCUGGAUCCUGAGGCCCCCUGUUAAAGGAGAGGGCUCCCCACUCAGUGCUCCUGGAACUUUCCGAACUAGAGACUGGGACUUAUAGGAGCCUUCUAGAGGAAACUGUCGUGUUUUCACAGUGUCUGCGAGAUUAAUCUCUCAUGGCCGCUGCACAAGAACCUGGCUUUUAGCUGAACUAAGGAGAAAGUCCUACAACAGUUUGGCGUGCAACAUGGGGCUUGAGAAAGGAUGAGGACGGGGACUUGGUUGCCUUUUCCAGUGACGAGGAAUUGACAAUGGCCAUGUCCUACGUGAAGGAUGACAUCUUCCGAAUCUACAUUAAAGAGAAAAAAGAGUGCCGGCGGGACCACCGCCCACCGUGUGCUCAGGAGGCGCCCCGCAACAUGGUGCACCCCAAUGUGAUCUGUGAUGGCUGCAAUGGGCCUGUGGUGGGAACCCGCUACAAGUGCAGCGUCUGCCCAGACUACGACUUGUGUAGCGUCUGCGAGGGAAAGGGCUUGCACCGGGGGCACACCAAGCUCGCGUUCCCCAGCCCCUUCGGGCACCUGUCUGAGGGCUUCUCGCACAGCCGCUGGCUCCGGAAGGUGAAACACGGACACUUCGGGUGGCCAGGAUGGGAAAUGGGUCCACCAGGAAACUGGAGCCCACGUCCUCCUCGUGCAGGGGAGGCCCGCCCUGGCCCCACGGCGGAAUCAGCUUCUGGUCCAUCGGAGGAUCCCAGUGUGAAUUUCCUGAAGAACGUUGGGGAGAGUGUGGCAGCUGCCCUUAGCCCUCUGGGCAUUGAAGUUGAUAUCGAUGUGGAGCACGGAGGGAAAAGAAGCCGCCUGACCCCCGUCUCUCCAGAGAGUUCCAGCACAGAGGAGAAGAGCAGCUCACAGCCAAGCAGCUGCUGCUCUGACCCCAGCAAGCCGGGUGGGAAUGUUGAGGGCGCCACGCAGUCUCUGGCAGAGCAGAUGAGAAAGAUCGCCUUGGAGUCCGAGGGGCGCCCUGAGGAACAGAUGGAGUCGGAUAACUGUUCAGGAGGAGAUGAUGACUGGACCCAUCUGUCUUCAAAAGAAGUGGACCCGUCUACAGGUGAACUCCAGUCCCUACAGAUGCCAGAAUCCGAAGGGCCAAGCUCUCUGGACCCCUCCCAGGAGGGACCCACAGGGCUGAAGGAAGCUGCCUUGUACCCGCAUCUCCCGCCAGAGGCUGACCCGCGGCUGAUUGAGUCCCUCUCCCAGAUGCUGUCCAUGGGCUUCUCUGAUGAAGGCGGCUGGCUCACCAGGCUCCUGCAGACCAAGAACUAUGACAUCGGGGCGGCUCUGGACACCAUCCAGUAUUCAAAGCAUCCCCCGCCGUUGUGACCGCUUUUGCCCACCUCUUCUGCGUCCCCCUCUUCUCAUAGUUGUGUUAAGCUCGCGUAGAAUUGCAGGUCUCUGUACGGGCCAGUUUCUCUGCCUUCUUCCAGGAUCAGGGGUUAGGGUGCAAGAAGCCAUUUAGGGCAGCAAAACAAGUGACAUGAAGGGAGGGUCCCUGUGUGUGUUGUGUGCUGAUGUUUCCUGGGUGCCCUGGCUCCUUGCAGCAGGGCUGGGCCUGCGAGACCCAAGGCUCACUGCAGUGCGCUCCUGACCCCUCCCUGCAGGGGCUACAUUAGCAGCCCAGCACAUAGCUUGCCUAAUGGCUUUCACUUUCUCUUUUGUUUUAAAUGACUCAUAGGUCCCUGACAUUUAGUUGAUGAUUUUCUGCUAGAGACCUGGUACACUCUGAUUUUAGAUAAAGUAAGCCUAGGUGUUGUCGGCAGGCAGGCUGGGGAGGCCAGUGUUGUGGGCUUCCUGCUGGGACUGAGAAGGCUCACGGAGGGCAUCCGCAAUGUUGGUUUCACUGAGAGCUGCCUCCUGGUCUCUUCACCACUGUAGUUCUCUCAUUUCCAAACUAUCAGCUGCUUUUAAAGUAAGAUCUCUUUGUAGCCAUCCUGUUAAAUUUGUAAACAAUCUAAUUAAAUGGCAUCAGCACUUUAACCAA